AAGACUUCAACAACUUGAGUGUGCAGUGUGUGUUGCGUUUUGAUGCAAAACAAGCAUUAAAAACCACUGUUACGAUCUACCCGCCUCUCUGACGUGGAGCAGUAUCAAGGGUCAAAGGUUAAAGGCCAACAAAAAGCACUUGCUCAGGACACCAUUCAGCGCCACCAACUGACCGAGGACAACUCCAUCAGCACUUGCAGUGGAACGUAUCUUUCAUGAGGGAAAUGUAACAAAAGAGGCAUAUUCACGGAUCAGGCGUUUAAUAUGACCAUGAUCUUGUGGGGUCUAGAUGCCUGGAGAGUGAUUUGCCAAUAAAGAUGGUGACAGCCUUUGUGGAAGGCUGGGAUUUUGUCCAGACUCUAGGAGAAGGGGCCUACGGAGAGGUGAAGCUGGCGGUGAACACAGAGACACAGGAAGCUGUGGCCGUGAAGAUCAUCGAUCUUGAGAGAACACCUGGAGCAAUGGAUAAUGUCCGCAAAGAGAUUUGUGUUCAUAAGCUUCUAAACCACGAACAUAUCAUCAAGUUUUACGGCUGUCGUAAAGAGGGCAGUAUACAGUACUUAUUUCUAGAGUAUGCCAGUGGUGGAGAGCUGUUUGACAGAAUAGAGCCUGAUGUGGGAAUGUCAUUGCCUGAUGCCAGCAAGUAUUUCAAACAGCUCAUAGGUGGAGUAGAAUAUUUACACUCACGGGGUGUAACCCAUCGUGACCUGAAGCCUGAAAAUGUCCUUCUGGAUGAUUUUGACAACCUGAAGAUUUCCGACUUUGGACUGGCUACAGUGUUUCGUCACCAGGGUCGUCAGCGAAUGAUGGAGAAGUGCUGUGGAACAGUUCCAUACCUGGCCCCCGAGGUUCUUGUCAGGAAGCCAUACCAUGCUCAGCCCGCAGACAUAUGGUCAUGUGCCAUCAUACUGGUCGCUCUGCUGGCUGGAGAACUACCGUGGGAUGAGCCAUCAUAUGCUUGUCAGGAAUAUUGCGACUGGAAGGAAGGGAAGAUAACUCUCAAUCCAUGGAAGAAAAUAGAUAAUCUGGCCUUGUCUUUGAUACGAAAGAUCUUGGUAGAAAAUGCUAGCAAAAGAUAUACUAUUCCUGAUAUACAGAAGCAUCAGUGGUUUAAGAAGAAUUUCAACAAGCAGAAGGGGGCGUUUAGCAGGUUCCCGUCCAAUUCCCCCUCCCAGUCACCCACAUGUACUGCUCCGUUUAAACGUUUCUGCUCAAGACAAGAUUUAUCGCCACCUGGAGCUGGGAAUGGGAAGAUCUCGUGUUCACAGCCUGAGGCACGUCUGCUGGCUCCCCCUGGUGACAGCCUGGCAGAGAGAGUGGAGGACGGGGCAAACACAAUCAGCUUCUCCCAGCCCCUCCACCCUGACCAAAUGUUCCUGGGUAGCCAGUUUGUGGGCACACCUGGCUCCUCACAGACACCACUACAAAGACUAGUUAGGAGGUUGACUCGUUUCUUUGUUAAAACAAACAAAGAUGACACAGUGCUACAUCUGAGCAAGGCUUUUGAUAGGCUGAACUACCUCUGGAAGAAAAACAACAGAUCUUUGCUAACAAUGUCCACAACAGACAGGAGAAACAUGCCCCUGGUGUUUAAGGCUAGUCUCUUGGAGAUGGGAGAGAAUCUCAUGGUUGACUUCAGAUUGUCAAAGGGGGAUGGUCUGGAAUUUAAGCGACAGUUCAUGAAGAUAAAGGCUGAAAUGAGCUCUGUUGUGUGCAAGGCAGCAGUGACUUGGCCCAUGGCUCCCUCUCAGGCACGUUGAUCAAGGGCCCUGUUCUCACCCAAGAUUAUUUUCCUUCUUCUUGAUGACUGGUUCAUGGUCAAGCUGGGGAGGAUACCCAAGAAGAGUCAUCGGAAG
Messenger RNA from Liolophura sinensis, 1856 nucleotides. RefSeq names its product serine/threonine-protein kinase Chk1-like. Gene Ontology annotation, cellular component: site of double-strand break; nucleus; cytoplasm. Gene Ontology annotation, molecular function: protein serine/threonine kinase activity; ATP binding. Gene Ontology annotation, biological process: protein phosphorylation; mitotic G2 DNA damage checkpoint signaling. NCBI's taxonomy places the organism in Eukaryota, Metazoa, Mollusca, Polyplacophora, Chitonida, Chitonidae. The record is from RefSeq and is a predicted model, not a curated record. The transcript has 14 exons. Bases 318 to 1760 code for a protein of 480 amino acids.